Ogataea philodendri is the source of this 264-nucleotide messenger RNA. RefSeq lists its product as uncharacterized. Lineage: Eukaryota; Fungi; Ascomycota; Pichiomycetes; Pichiales; Pichiaceae. The record is from RefSeq and is a predicted model, not a curated record. Bases 1 to 264 code for a protein of 87 amino acids. The transcript has a single exon.
AUGGCUCCUCGCAGACGUAAUCUUGGUAUUGCAACGGCUUCGGCAAUCGUUGUUGUCGGAGCAGCUUCGUUGGUGGUUUCCACCUAUCCACAUCUUCUGGAAAAGCUUCCAUGGUGGAAAAGUCAAAAGGCCAGUGAUAAGACAGAAUCUGAGGAAACCAAAGAAUCCAAAGAAACCGUUGGCGAUUCCACGGUUGUUGUUCCAGCUAAGGAUUUGAGCGAAACCGAACUCAAACAGGUUUUGAAAGAGGUGGGUAGCAACUAA